Molecule: messenger RNA, 1267 nt
Organism: Owenia fusiformis
Lineage: Eukaryota; Metazoa; Annelida; Polychaeta; Sabellida; Oweniidae
Source: the annotation of a GenBank genome assembly
UCGGGAAGAUGGCUGCGCCCACAAAGGUGGAGUUUGCCGUGCAGAUGACUUGUCAAUCAUGUGUCGACACCAUACAAAAUGCACUAGAAACUCAAGAAGGAAUCAAGUCCGUUCAAAUCAACCUGGCCCAAGAGCAGGUGAUUGUCGAGAGUACUUUGACUACUACAGAUGUUCAACGUCUAAUUGAGGCUACGGGACGUACAGCUGUUGUCACAGGUUUAGGGAGUGCUUCUGAGAAAAAACAUCUGGGAGCUGCAGUUUCGAUGAUAGGUGGCAGCAGUAUACAGGGUGUGGUCAGAAUGGUCCAGUCAGAUGCUGACCUGUGUAUCAUAGAGGGCACUGUAGAUGGACUGCAGCCUGGAGGUCACAGUAUUGCAAUACAUGAGCUAGGGGAUCUAUCUAAAGGUUGUGAAAGCUGUGGAGAUAUCUUCAAUCCUGAUAACAGAAAUAAAAAGAUAUAUGGGUCACUAGGCAAUAUUACAGCCAAUGAGAGGGGUAGGGCAACAUUUAGAUUUGAGAACCCCACUGUGAAGGUCUGGGACAUCAUAGGCAGGUCCAUGAUGGUGAAAGAUGAUGCAGAAACUACUAAAAGAUUGGCUUGUGGAAUAAUUGCGAGAUCAGCAGGACUGUUUCAAAAUAGCAAAAAAAUAUGUGCUUGUGAUGGUGUGACACUUUGGGAUGAGAGAAAUGUGCCAUUAGCAGGUGACGGAAGGUCACGAGCAGCGAAAAUAUGAAAGUUAAAGUACAUUGGAAUUUUGAAAUUGUGGAAAAAAUCAGAUUUAUGCUUCAUCAUGUAGUCGCACCAAGUCUCUGGACCUCUUACCCCUCUAUUUAUUUUACUUAUUUCCCUCCAGAGAAGGGGACACGUGUAGUGGUGGCCAACCAGUUGCGUAGCUACAUGUAUGCAAAGAACACGCAUGAGAACACUCUAUGUUUUAGAGAAAAUUAUAUUUUUAUUAAAAAAAUUAGAAAUAGAUUUUUAUUGAAAUAACUUUUUGUAUUUUUUCAAUAAUUGUACAAUUGAUUUCGUUGUAGAUAAGUAUGUAAAAUUAAUGAUAAGUUACUGUUUAUAUAAUUUCUAAGAAUCGAGUAUCUGUUUACUUCAUUCAACAGACUAGAUAAUGGUAUAAGAAUGAUAUGGUAAUGGUAUAGUACAUGUACAGGCCCAUAGCCACUUUUUGCCAAGAUACUCCAGUUUUAAAAAAUACCAGGCCCUUUGACAAUUUUGGCCCAGAAUCACUUGAAAAGUGUUCAAAAUUGUGAAAAA